This is a messenger RNA of Oncorhynchus masou masou (cherry salmon), 2381 nucleotides long. RefSeq names its product adhesion G protein-coupled receptor E2-like. Gene Ontology annotation, cellular component: membrane. The transcript has 12 exons. NCBI's taxonomy places the organism in Eukaryota, Metazoa, Chordata, Actinopteri, Salmoniformes, Salmonidae. Gene Ontology annotation, molecular function: calcium ion binding; G protein-coupled receptor activity. The coding region runs from base 429 to 2375 and encodes 648 amino acids. The record is from RefSeq and is a predicted model, not a curated record.
GGUGAAAAACAGAGAGGGGGACGGGGAGAAGAAGAGGUGAAACAGAAAAAGAGAACAAGGAGAGAAAGAGAGAGAGAUAUAAGCGUGAAACAGAGAGAAAGGGGAAGAGUGUGAACAAGAGAGAGAAGAGGCGUUCUCUAACAGAAAGAGGUAGAGGAGAGGAGAGCAACAUAGUUGUUUUCUAUCUCCGUGGAUCUCACACUGAGAGUUGUCUCACCACAAGAGAGGGAAUAUUUUUUUUAUUUUUCUUCUGUUCAUGUUAUCACCACUGAUCAUACAGAAUAAAUACCUUGUUAAACUGGGAUUUUCUUCAAUCUGAACUCAACUAUAAAACAGAUUUAAUCUCAGACUGAUUCUUCUGACGGGACUCGUUCUAUUUGGAUCCUACUAGUUGUCUGGUGUGGAUAUAAUACCAGUCUGUCUCUGAGAUGGGGUCCAGAACUCUUCUACUUGUUGUCGGUCUUCAUUUUACUCUUCUGGGGAACCAAGAGGCCAAAGAUUGUGGCCGGGGCUUCAAAGCCAAAGGGAGACAACAAUGUGAUGAUAUAGAUGAGUGUAAAGAGUUGGACAGUACCCCACCCUGUGGAAGUAAAGCCACGUGUUUAAACACACAGGGAAGCUUCUACUGUCAAUGUCAACCUGGGUUCAAAUCCACAACGACUGGCGACUUUACUCCUUUCACUGGGAAGUGUAGCGACGUGGAUGAGUGUAAGGAGCAGACUGCUGAUUGCCCCAACAACUCAUCCUGUGUAAACACCCCAGGGUCCUACAAAUGCAUCUGCCAGUCUGGGUUCACACUAACAGAGAGCAGGUGUGAGGACGUGGAUGAGUGUAAGGAGCAGACUGCUGAUUGCCCCAACAACUCAUCCUGUGUGAACACCCCAGGGUCCUACACCUGCAUCUGCCAGUCUGGGUUCACACUAACAGAGAGCAGGUGUGAGGACGUGGAUGAGUGUAAGGAGCAGACUGCUGAUUGCCCCAACAACUCAUCCUGUGUGAACACCCCAGGGUCCUACACCUGCAUCUGCCAGUCUGGGUUCACACUAACAGAGAGCAGGUGUGAGGACAUAGAUGAGUGUAAUGGAACUGCUCAUAUCUGUGGAGAGGGAGGGACCUGUCAGAACCAGGAAGGAAGCUACAGUUGCCUCUGUCGACCUGGAUACAGUAAUUAUGGCAACAAACAGGCGAGGUGCUCAGUACUGACGUGUGACCAGUUUAAAGUGGAUGAGACUCCUGGACAGAAUGUCCCAGGUUUAGCUGGUCUCCUGUCUCUGAUGAGGAACAGCUGUCUGGCGUUAAGUAACUCUGGGGACGCAGCCAGCGGGAGAAUGACUGGAGAGAUGUUACUGGAGAAUGUCUUCACGCAGGUAGACAGUUUCCUGUCUCAAGGUAUCCUAAGCAACAGCCGUGAGGUGAGUAGGUUGCUCGGCGCUGUGGAGGACGCCAUGAAGCUUAUAGCGCCGCAGCUCAGAGACAACCACACCACCAUGGAAACAGACCACACAGAGGCUGAGAUUGCAGUGAGGAGGGGACAGACUCCGCCCAUUGGGACAAUCAGCCUGGCCAAUGACAACGCUCGACUGGACACCAGCUGGGAGACAGCCACCGGCAACGGGACGUACCCAGGUUUCGCUCUGGCUGGGUUGGUGUGUUACAAGACAGUGGAGAGAUAUGUCAACGACUCCUUCCAGUACCUCACUGACACUGACACAGACACAGCAACCACCACGGUGUCAAAGCCUAGCUACCAGAUCAGUUCCAAGGUGGUAACAGCAUUUGUCAGUAACCCAGCAACAGACCACCUCACCCAGCCUGUCAUCCUCACCUUCAAACAUCUACAGGUGAGGGCAGAGUCUUCACAAAUGAACUAUACCUGUGUGUUCUGGCGUGUCCAUGAAGAGGGAGGGGCGUGGUCAAGUCGUGGCUGUACCAAAGUCACAUCUAAUGCUACAUACACCGUGUGUUCCUGUUCCCACCUUAGCAGCUUUGCUGUUCUCAUGGCCCUCUACCCUAUAAAGGUACACACACACACACGCGCACGCGCACGCGCACACGCACACGCGCACACACGCACGCACGCACACGCACACACACACACACACGCACACGCGCACACACACACACACACACACACACACACACACACACACACACACACACACACACACACACACACACACACACACACACACACACACACACACACACACACACACACACACACACCGGAUGAUGUCAAGGUAAUGCUCCUCAAGUCGGUUAGGAAUUCUACUUUGUGCACAAGUAAUUUUUCAAACAAUUGUUUACAGACAGAUAAUGUCACUUAUAAUUCACUGAAUCACAAUUCCAGUGGGUCACAAGAUUACAGACACUAACUUGAC